Messenger RNA from Xyrichtys novacula (pearly razorfish), 5524 nucleotides. The record is from the annotation of a GenBank genome assembly. NCBI's taxonomy places the organism in Eukaryota, Metazoa, Chordata, Actinopteri, Labriformes, Labridae.
GUCUGAACAUUGAACUCACCACAGACCCUCGUCUGACCCACAGUCAGCGCAGACCUUAAACCCACCAGAGUUCAGUUUGUCCAGACCCUGAACUCACCGCACACCCUUCACCUCAGGAGGCCUUUGAAUUAGACGACGUUUUGACCAUAUUUGGAUUUCCAGGUGCUCCUGUGUGUAUCUGUGUGUGUGUGUGUGUGUGUGUGUGUCUGGACGAGCGGGACAAAGGUCAAGUUUAAAGGUGUGUCAGUGAUACCUGUGAGAGCGAGAGAGGGGCGAGCGAGUGCGAGCAUGAGUGUGUGUUGAGCAGCAGGAGUUAGAGGGUCUGUGUGUGUGUUCAUGUGUGUGUUUGUGUGUAUUAGUGUGUGUGUGUUAGUCGUGGUCACCAUGGUUCUCCUCCUCAGGCGGACGCCGCUGCCUCGGUUCCUGCUGCUGUCAGCCAUAUUGGCGCUGCUCCUCUUCCUCAGCUCCUUCUGGUUACGUGAGUCUCUCUCCGCCGUCACUGGAUGUCGGCCAUGUUGGCUCCGCCUCUUAGAUUAACACAGUUAAUUUUACAGUUUGGGUUCCAGGGUUCGACCCAAAGUGCAGGAUGGGAAAUGUUGGCCUGCGCCCCCUGGUGGUUUUUAGAUGAAGUUGUUGUGUUUUUUCAGUAUGUGUGUGUGUGUGUGUGUGUGUGUGUCGUGUUUGUAGAGGAUCUGUUGUUUGUGGAAGACACUGUGAUUUCCAACAUGAUGGUACGGUGGCCGAGAACUGCCACUGCUGCGGAUAGAAAAAAAUGCGAAAAAAAAAGAAACGGUGCAGAUAAAAAAAAAAAAAACACAAUGGAAGUUACAGAUGCAAAAAUAAUUUUAAAAAUAGGGCGAUGGAAAAAAAAGUUAGUUACUGCAAAUAAAAAAAUGCAAAAAACAAAGCCACAACGGACGUUAACGAGGAAAAAAGAAAACAAACAGAAAAAAACCAAACAAAUGGAGCAAAUUAAAAAGAAAAAAAAAAGCCACAACGGAAGUUAAAGACACAAAAAAAAGUGUUGAUAGAAAAAAAAAAAUUUGCAAAAAUAAAAGGAUGCAAAUAAAAAAGAAUGCAAAAAAGAAAUGGUGCAUAUAAAAAAAAAGCCACAGCAGAAGUAAAUAACACAAAAAAGAAAAAACAAAAACAAAAAAAUUGGUGCAGAUUAAAAACAAAAAAAGACACAAAGGAAGUUAAAGACACCAAACAAAGGGCAAUGGGGAAAAAAAGUUAGUUACUGCGAAAAUAAAAGGAUGCAAAUAAGAAAAAUGCAAAACACAAAGUCACAACAGAAGUUAACAAUGUAAAAAAAAAAUUGGGAAAAAAAAAAAAAAGGAAGAUAACAACCUAAAAAAAGUGGUGAUGCAAAAAAAAAAAAAAAAAAACUUACUGCGAAAAUAAAAGGAUGCAAAUAAAAAAAAGCCUCAACGGAAGUUAAUAAUAAUGAUGAUGCAUCGGUGUUUUACGAUCUAGGCACAGAAGAGGACGGUGAGAAGUCGAGCGAAGAAGUUCGUAGAAAGGUUAUUGAUUAAUUUUACUUACAGUUGAACUGAAGGAUGUCGGUGUCGUGUUAGCUUCAUGUCCGUUGUUUUUUUUAAAAUUAUUUUGCAUUCUUUUAUUUUCACAGUAAGAAACUUUUUUUUUCUAUUAACACUUUUUUUUGCCGCAGUAGCUGUUCUCGGCCACCGUAUGAUGGAGGACACGAACACAAUCACAGAAAUCUUAAAUAAGAAUUAACUGAUCUAAAAAUGUCUAAACUCUGGACAUGAUUCGGUUAAUUUGUCUCACUCUCUUGUGGGUCUAAUUUCCUUAGUUCCGGUUCGUCUCACUUCGCCGCUCUUCUAUAAAAACCGAACGUUGUCCAUGACGACCCGCAGACCUGAUCCUGGUCUUUGUUUCUGUCUCUCCUCAGCUCAGAGCGGAGUCCGAGACUGUGACAGCAUCUGGCAGCCAUGUUUGAGUUUUUAUACUCCAAAGGUAAAACAAAAAAUUUUACAAUCUGUCGUUUUUCACUUUUUUUUUAACUUUAAUUUGAAAAUAAAGAAAUUAUUUGUAUUUUUAUUAUCAAUGACACACGUUUUUGUCGAUAAGGUCAUCAGUGCACGAAGGAAACGUAUCACUGUCUCUUUCUCUCUCUCUCUUUCUUUUGUCUUUUAGCCCGAGCCUCCGCUGUUUUCUGGGGAGUGGGCGGAGCUCGGUAAAGCCCCGCCCAUCAUAAAGGAGUGUCCAGGUCAGCUGUUCCAGGUUCGGUCCCUCCUUCAGUUUUUAAAGUCCAGUCUGGAAGAAGACGACGACGUCCUCCUGGAGCCGUACCUGCAGAGCUGGGAUCAGCUGCUCCAGUAAACGAACCGUCGUUACCGAACUUUACGAUGACGAUAAAAUCUGUUAAACCGGUGAUUCUAGGAAUUCGGGUUUUCUGGUUCGUGAAAAAAAUACACACAAAAAAAAUAAACAUGUUUCUGAAGGCAGCGACUGAUGACGGACAGUUUAAGCCUAAAAGAAAAAAAACUUUUCCCACCUGAUGCAUAAAAUUUCAAAGAUUAUUAGUUUCUUUGUCACUGAGGUCGUUUUAACAUUCACCGUCUGAAAAUAAUCUUUUUUUUAGAUAUUUUGUUAAAGAUUUAAAUCUUUUUUUUAAUUCAAAUUUAACUAAUUUAAAUUUAAAGAUUUUUUAACAUCGAACAUCAAUGCAAACAUAUGAACAUGUAUAAUUUAAAUAUUUUUUAGUUUGAUAUUUACAUAAUUUUGAAAAUUAUUUUAUCAUUUAAUAAUUUGUAUUUUUUAUUUAAAUUCAAAUAUUUUUGAACAUUGAACGUGAAUUUAAACAUUUGAACAUAAAUAAUUUAAAUUAUUUUUAUUUUAUUUAAAUUAUUUUAAUUUUUUAAAUUUAAAUAAUUUUUGAACAUUGAACGUGAAUUUAAACAUUUGAACAUAAAUAAUUUAGAUAUUUUUAUUAUAUUACAUAAAUUCUUUUGUAAUAAAUAUAUUUUAUUAUUUAAAUAUUUAUUUAAAUUAAAAUUUAAAUAAGUUAAAUCAUUUUUGAAUAUUGAACAUAAAUUUGAACAUUUGAACAUCAAUAUUUCUAAUAUUUUUAUUUCCUUAUUUAGAUAAUUAAAUAGAACUUUCUUAAAUAACUUUUGUACUUGAAGUCAUCUCUUUUCAGGAUCUGAUUUUGCUCCGGAAACAAGAUGGCUACAUUUACAAAAGUUAUUUUAGCGCUUGCCUAAUAAUCGGAAAAGACAAGAUUGCUUGUAACCAUCUUGUUUCCACCUCUGAUUUAGCUUUUUUCCGACUUUGUAACUGAAACGCUGUGAACUCGGGUGUGACAUCAUUUUCAGCUCCUACUUCUGACUUCUGAGGAAACUCUAACACAGCGUUAGAAACACGGUUCGGAUUAAAAUCUUAAUCUUUGUUUUGAUCGUAAAAAUCCGAUAAACUUCGGGUUAAACUCGUGUCUUUCUCUCUCUCUCAGUUUCAUGGAGUCUCUCGGGACGAUGGUCGGUUUCUUCUCUCAGAAGGUGAGGGAGAAGGUCGUCCUGAUCCGAGAGCUGUCACUCAAACGUAGCGCCGAGGAUCAUGGGAAACGUGGUCCGGCACCUUCAGGACUCAAACUCGGGGUAAGUGUAGAAGACCGUCGAGAACAUGCCUGAAAGAAACCUGAUCGUCUCUAACUAUCUGAUUCCUCCUCAAGGCGUAUCGUUCGGUGAGAUCAAUGGUGGAGGCGGAGCUAAAUCAGGGCGUGGUCAACUUCUCCUGGCGCACGGAUUCGGGCUGCAGGACGCUGCUGCGGCUGCACCGCUCCCUGCUGUGGUUGAGGCUCAUGCUGGAGGGGUUAGCCGAAGGACCGGAUGCAGAUGGGCGAUAUAAAACACCCGGAGAGCUGAGCAGGUAACCAUGACGACCCGAGUCACAUCUCUGUUGAGGUUAUUUAACUUAAUUAACCGGCGCUCCUUCUGUUUGCUGCCUUCAGGGACGCCUACAAGGUGGCGUUGGCCCCCCACCACCCGUGGAUGUUGCGGAAGGCGGCGGAGUUCGUCUUCCUCGCUCUCCCGGACAGACAGUACUUCCUGCAGCUUGUGUGCGUGCAGAACCAGCGCGAGGCCACGCCCAUCCUGCGCAUCAUCAUCCACGCCCUGAAGCUCGUGCACGCCCAGACGCAGCGAAUCCUGGCCGAACACGACAUGCUGGAGCUCCCCUGAACCCGGGCGACCCCGAGGAAAAACCGUUUUUACACCACGACCUGCUGAGUCAGCGUUUUUUUUUUCCCCAGAGUGACUUUUAUUCUAGUCGUUCACAAGGAAACACGACAAACAAACGGGUUUCUUCGGAUUACAGCGAACAAGGAUGUCAAGAAGAACCAUGAGCUGCAUUCAGGACCAGGAAACCAGAACCGAACUUUGUAACGUCACGCUCAAACUGACGGAAUCUUUUUAAGAGUCGUGGAAAUUCCAUCUGGCCCUAAAUGCAGCGUCGACAAGACAGAGAAAGUUUUUUUAUCAAACUGUAAAAAGUGAAAACACAUUUCUGUACAUGAAAACCAAACAGCUCUGUCAUCGUCGGCGCAGGGACGUUUGCCGACUGCGACGGAUCAGAGUAAAUAAAAAGUUCGUAAGUAACUGAAAUGUACCGACCCUCCUGAUUCCCCUGAAGUGAUCGGGUGAACUCGAGUCUUUAUCUUGUGGAUAUGAGAUUAUUAACAGCAGCUUUAAAGGGAUAUUCCAGCGUAAAAUUAAGUUAGGGUCAAACCCCGAGUUAGACCCCCCCUCCAGAGAUGAAUGUUGUCGACCGCUUGCUUCUCUAGUUAUACCAACUUCAGUAACGACCGCAGGAUAGCAAUACAGAUAACCAGGUAAAGGUGUUUUUAUUGAGCCGAAUUAUCAAUAAAAUCAUGAUUUUGUUAACAGGUAUGGAUUUAUGUGCUGUUGAGUUAAUAUAUUUGAACAAGAGCACAGUAAAGUUAAAUCAGCUAAUUUUCCAAUGAGGUUCUGUUACUGAACGGAACUACACCAUGUUCUACUGUAAUUUCUUUAGCAAAGAGACUAAACACAACUCACCUACUCUCUUCCAGCAGAUGCUUCUUUGUAGGGGAGCCCUGACCAGUAGAUCCCUAAGUGCAGCGGGGUGCCGCAGCUUAAGGAAGAACAUUUAUGAUCAUUUCUUCAUGGAAAUACAAUCAGACUGAGACGCUAAGGCAGAAGAACUACCGCGUCUGUAAAAUGAUUAAUAUGGUGAUUAUUACUUCAAGGAAAUGAUGAAGAAAUGAUCAUAAAUGUUCUUCCUUGAGCUGCGGCACCCCGCUGUAGUCCGUAAUGGACUGGCCUGAGGUCUAACUACAAACAAGCGUCUGCUGGAAGAGAGUAGGUGAGUUGUGUUUAGUCUCUUUGCUAAAGAAAUGAGUCAAAGUUAAAAAGAUGUUUGGUGUCUAGUACUAUGUCUGUGACCCUAUAUGUACUAACCUCAGUAGAACAUGCUGUAGUUCUGUUCAGUAACAGAACCUCAUUGGAAAAUUAGCUGAUUUAAC